Messenger RNA from Anthostomella pinea, 2661 nucleotides. The record is from the annotation of a GenBank genome assembly. NCBI's taxonomy places the organism in Eukaryota, Fungi, Ascomycota, Sordariomycetes, Xylariales, Xylariaceae.
AUGCCUACCGCACGCUUGAAAGCGGCCACCAGAUCCGGUCCCGGCUCAUUGUGGUCGACUGACCAGCGUUGGAGCGAGAUCCUGGCCCGAAUGACUGGUUCAAGCCGCCGCAGGUACCCUCUAAUGAAGAUGUCGCCGAGUCGCAUCUUGCAACUGCGCUUAAAAAGCAAGAACGAUGAUCAAAAGCAACGCUAUGCAUUCGCCUUCAGAUACGCUGCCCGAUCGCGCAAUGAACGACUCCCAGCCUUGACGCUCCAACUCUUGUUGAAGAGGCAGCAGGCAGCCAUGGAGAAAGGGGCAGCCGAUGACGGGGUUUCGCAGUUGAUCAGUGCCAUCAAACCAGCUGAAUGGGAAGAUCUCCUCAACAGCAUGGCCUCAAGAGGCUGGUCUCGAGAGCAAUUCGAUCACUGGAUAUGGAUUCUGGCGGGAGAGAACGGAGACGCGCGAGUGGAGCGACUGGUUUCCACUGACGAGCCCAAGCCUGUAUUCCUACUUCUCCUUCUGCUUCGAAGUGAUGAGGUGUUUCGCAAGGCCGAGUCGUUCAAGUUGCUCCUGGAGUACACAUCAAAGAAUCACAUUACACCGCGAUCUACCAUUGCAAUAACCGCAGACGCCACGUGGUCUGCGAAACCAAACCUGAUACUGACGGUCCCUCAAUUUCUGAUACUACUUCGCCGCCUCACCAUGCAUGUCCAGCGCGUAUGGCCGCAGUCGGUAGUCGGCGUUGCGCGGUUUGUAGCCGGUUAUAUCAAAGGGUUGUCACAACAUAUGUCCGACGGUCAGCUCCAAUCUGAUUACCGCAGCCAGUGCGAGAUAUUCAACACUGCACUCUUCUUGUUCAGAAGACCAGCCACUAAUCAUCCCCUCGUCAACAUGGAAUUCAACUGGAGAGCCCAGAAGGUUCUCCUUGCAAUGUCCGAGGCCAUGGAAAAGCCUCUGAUCAUCAAUCAGACUAGUUACAGAGCAAUUCGACAGGUUCUUGCUGGUCUGAAGAAGUCUAAUGAGGAGAAACGGGUUGCCAUGAGGUACGCCAAGCCGUGGCCACCAUAUCGUCAAGACUUUGAUGGACUGGAUGCGAAACGGACACCGGAAGAUGACCUUUCGCGAAGCAUCAGAGCCGGAAAGCUCAUGACGGAGGCCGGAUAUACCAGUGACCAUUAUGAUUUGGCCUUGGACACAUUGAGCGGCAUGAACGCUGGCUCACCCACCAUACAGACACGGAGUCUUGCGCCGAAAGAAUGGAAAGAUGACAAAGACGAGUGGAACUUCUACUCCAGCUGGGCCAUGAGUAUUCGCGCCACUCGUAACCCGCAAGAGGCAUGGCAAGCUUUCAACCGCUUCGCACUCAAGACAGGGGCGGCCCCCAACUUCCAAGUAUACGGCGAGAUGUUCUACAAACUGCAGACUCGUCAUGCAGACGAAGACUCAUCGGUGCUGCCGGGAGAUUCACGGGAAACCUUCCCCGUUUACGAUGCCAAUUACAGCGAAUAUGAGCUUGCUAGAUUAUCGCCUCCAACGUUGGCUGAACUGUACGAUCAUAUGAUCAGCCAGGGCGUUAAGCCAGAAGGAUCUAAUCUCUACAGACUGGUCAGUAACGCAGGGUCCGUUGAAGAAGGUCUACGCUACCUUGUCGAUAGUGGCAUCGACCCGGUCAGCGUCAGUGCUCUAGCACUCUUCAAGGAGCCAUCUCAUCAAACCCUGCACCGUAUUCCCCUGAUGGCGUUCAACAGCUAUAUCCAGCUUCUCUGCAGGCUGCAGCCUGAUCGCCGCGCCCGGGAAAGGAUCAACACCACUGAACUAUUUCGAAUUCGCCAUGCUUACAAGCUUGUCAAACUCAGGCUUGUCCCGGAAACUACGGAAGGCACAACCUUUCGACCACCAUGGUGCUCCUUGUUGAGAUCGCUCGCACGACCAUAUAUCGCCAUCCAAAACGGCACGCAGGUAGAGAACGACAUCCAAGCGCUAGUCAUGUCUAUAGAUGUGAUUCGGACUGCGGAGAAAACGGUCGGCCUCGACCCGGACUUCUUCAUCUACCUCUGCCGCACCAUACAGAAGGCAGCGGUGUCACGGCUCGACUCAUUGGCAGGCUCCCAAUGGACAAGCCCCACGGGUGCAGAACAGACGCCGCUGAUACCGUCGGUUCAUUUAGUGUCGAACAUGCUCGGUCUGCUCUUCUCCAAGCUGACGAGGCCUAUGACCUCAGGUGAUCCGGACUCCCUUAACUUGCCGGAUCUGGUACAUUCCAUUAACCCAGCUCUCUUGCAUUCGUACAUGCGCGCUCUUGCUUUUGUCGACGACAAGGACGGGAUGGUGAACCUGGCGGGCUGGAUGCUCGCCAAUCGGUCGUAUUUGGAGGAGGAAGCAGAGCGAAUAGGACAGCGCGGGCAGACAUUGAUUGCGAGAACCCUCUGUGCCUUCCAAGCCUUUGCGGGACCGGGGCUCACGGAUACACAGCACGAGGACUUUCACUCGCAGAUGGAGAGGCUUGCUGAAGCUGGUGGAUCAUGGAGAUGGCCAACAUCAGAAGAGGUCGAUGCCUAUAUACAGACUGAUCGUCGCGGCGGAUCGCAAAAGCUCCAGCAGAGGUUACUGGCAAGAUGGUGGCAGGCCUCUCCGACGGCCUUCUCGGGGAGAGAGGAGAUGGAGGCAGCGCAAAUGUAG